Messenger RNA from Esox lucius (northern pike), 4946 nucleotides. RefSeq lists its product as uncharacterized. Bases 634 to 2703 code for a protein of 689 amino acids. The transcript has 5 exons. The record is from RefSeq and is a predicted model, not a curated record. Lineage: Eukaryota; Metazoa; Chordata; Actinopteri; Esociformes; Esocidae.
CAGAUGAAAGAGUAGCAAUCCAACCUCACUGGUCUUUCUCGUUGGUCUGGGUGCCUUUGCCUGUGCAACUCUUAUUAUUGUGUUAUGCCCGCAGUGAUGACAUUAUCAAUCCAGGUAAAAUAAAAUAAAGAACAACGUAUUAACCGCGAAGAUAGACACGUGUGGCAUAAAGAAAGUAUAUAGAGAUACAGGAGAUAAAUCAUUUGGAGGAAGUGGAAGAGAAAAGGUGACAGAAAAACAAGGGGAAGGUGACAGAAAUGGUUUGAGCUGUUUUUAGCGUUGCUGUACAUCUAUUUUCUGAGGCUACAAAACUUUGGUGCAACUUCUCAGAUGGAAGACUGGAGUAAGCAUACUACUGGUCGGGAAGUAACAUUCAAACAAUCCAUGUAGAAAAGAAAUUGGUGAAGUGUGACAAUGAAGACGAGAAGGCAAAAUAAAUCAACCAGACAUGCAUCCUGACCCGACAAGAGGCAGCGGGGCCAGGACUGAAACGGAAUAAAAUCUUAGGGCAAACAUAAGGAUAUUGAUUAACUUUUCUGUCUAAUCCAUCCAUACAUCGUUGUACUUUACGCUUGUAUGUGACAUCAAUGGUCUAAGCCAGUGGGUUGGAUGUGAGUGCGAUAUCUGUUCUGGAUGUCUCAGCCAAACCCCUCCGUGGACACCCAGACUCUGCUUCAGUCCAUGCUCCAGAGACUCAGGCUUCAGCCAGGCUCAGAGACCCAGCACAGCUGGCAUGGACAGGACCCCCACAGCCCCACCACAGCCGCCCAGCACCAGGGGACGAAUGACGGGAGACCUGCGGCUGACAUCACUGUCAGGGGGGCCGAAGCUGAAAGGCGACAUGGAGCGGUCUGGGAGCGCGAGAUGGGGACCUGGGUCCCCAGUCAAAAAGAGAAAGACGAGGAAGUUGAUAAGCGACCAACCAACAUUCUCCCCAAGAUAGACGGGAGACAGGUGGUGUCAUCCCCUUCUGCUAGUUGGGAUUCCACGGUCCUCGCCCUGUCCCCCUCAGUGGGGAGGCUGCCAGCGGUGAUGACCUUCACAGGAACUCAGGUUCUUGAGAAUGAGGACCCUGUUAAGACACCCCCUCCUAGUAUCUCAUUGCUAACCUCAGAAACCGAGUGUUAUCAGAACCAUGACAGUUCCAUUGUCAUGACAUCAGCCUCUGGUUUUACCCCGAGGGUGUAUGCUUGGUCCUUGAAGAGCACACAGUCCUCUUUGGAUAUGGGGAAACGGAUGGACAGAUUGGGGAAUGGGGGGUCAGUUCUUUCGGGAGAUAGUGAUGUCGUGGAGCCUGUGUCACUGAGCGAAGGUGUAGCGAAAACCUCCUCUUCACCUAAGACGAGGAGGAGAUUGUCCGAUAACAUCCCCCUCAGGUGGACACAGAGAAUUAAGGAAAAAUGGAGAGACAGACAGGAGAAUUUGGAGAAGAAAAGGAAAGAGAAUCGAGUGAAAGAAAAGAGGAAAGAUACAAAACAAUCUGAAAUCUCCCCGCAACAUCAGCUGCCAGUCAGAGAAGAUAAUGUCACUAAAAUGUCAAAUGAAGAAGAUAUGACCAAUCAGUCCCCAAUCAGAGAGGGUCAAAGUGAACCCCCUUCCACUCUGUCAGAAGACAGCGGUACAGAGGGUCCCUUCAGAUCUCCAAGUCACUUUGAAUACGGCCUCGGGUCCUUCAGCUUGUUGGAAGAGAUCCUCACAGGGCAGGAGUGGGCCAGGUUUCUAAACCCUUCACAAGAAGACACCUCAGCUAAUCAAAGAACAGUUCAUGAGGCCACAAACCCAUCACAGACCAAUCAGAGCACACAAGGUAAAGAGAGAGACCAAUCAGCAUUGACGCAGGACCGAGCAAGCAGUUCACGACAGUUAAACAGUCACUGGGUCUUCACACCUCGCGAACUGGACCAAAAUUCAAAUCAAAGUGCUGAUGUUUCCACAACUGUCAAUAUGGAUAUCACAGUACAAAGCCUCGUCCAAGAACACAACCCAAAAUACCAGACCAUCCAAUCAGCGUCAAUGGAAUACGGCCCCGUCCAAUCACAAGUCUGCACAGAUGAAGUGAGGCCAAAUCAUAUCCCUGUGCGAGACGUCUCCAUCCUUAAGCCAGCGGACAUGUCAGAAGACACCGCCCUGAUGCGACGAGUUCACCUGAACAGGAAGAGGGCGCACCAGGCACAGGAGAGGAAGGACGUGAGGGAGCGUGUGAAAGCAGCUGAGGCAGAGAGAAUGGAGGACAACUUAGUCCCGGCUGAUGAGACGAGCAGCAAAGCCUGGGUGGAGGAAACGAGGGACGCGAGUGUGUUGCCUCUCUACCCCCUGAAAUCGUCCCUUUCCUCUCACCUGUCAUCCACCCCUUCUCGCUCCUCCGCCUCUGGUCCUCUUGUCAUCCGAAGUAUCCUGCGGCACUCCGGGUCUCAAGAUUCCGACUCCUUCCCGACGAUGGAAACCGCAACGAAAAGGAGGCGGAUGACAAACCCUAAUCGUGUGUGGUUCUCUGAGGAGGUGGUCACCAUACCACCCAACAUCCUUACCCUGGAGGAUCUUUGUUCUGAGGUGGAUUCUGGGACGGAAGAGGAUUCUUCUCCCGAUGAGGAUGCAGUGAUGGAGGAGGAGGUGAAGGUUGUGCCGAUGAAGCCACAGCCCACUGCUGCUCUCCCCGCUUGGGUGCAGGCUCUGAAGAAGAAGACGAGGAAACACAAACACUGAACAACAUUGGUCCUGUCAGAGCACAUCUUUUUCUUUACUAAGAUUUGGUCAAAAGUUUAGAUUUGGGUAGCCUUAUUUAACCAAAGACUUAGCAUGAGAGACCUGGCCAUUCGUGUAUAGCAGUUUCCAGAAAACAUAGCCAUGUUCCCUCUACAGUCAGAGUAGAACACAGAUAUGUUUUCUGGAAACCUGUGUAACCUCUGAAAAAUCGCAUUUCCUCUUCUAUGCCACAUCAAAUUCCUCCAGACUCUGGUACCAUUACUGAUAAAAUUGCUAAUGCUGAUUUUAAUCAAUGCUGUAUUUCAGCGGGGUACCAUUUUAAAAUAACAUCUAUGCGGAUUUGGGAGUUGGGGGUGAAAUACUGAUUUGUUUUUAUGGUGACAAUUAUUUAUUUUUUCUUUCCAGCUAUUCAGAGGUUAAGUCCUUGAUGCUUUGCUAGCUUCAAACAAAGAACUCCCAUGAGCAGACUAUCUCAACGAAGGGCUGCUUUAAUGUGCAACCCCAUUUAUCUCAGGGGUCUACAACCCAUAUGUUAAAUCUAACAUUGGUGUCAGGAGGUAUUCUUACAUCAUGGAAAGCUACUAAUGUCCUUCCUCUCCUUAUGAAUGGGGACACUAGCAAUCAUGAUAGCUAUGGACUGAAUCAUAAACUGUCUUGUCUAGCUAAGGUGUUAGUUGGUGAAUAUUUCUAUAUCAUCAGUCUGGUUUUACUCCAGGGCACAGCGCUGUUAAUGGUACCUUUCUGGUUGUAAAUUACUUUGAGUUUCUUUGUUUAUAUACAUAUCCAGCGCUUUUAACAUUUAAUGAAGUUGACCUCUUUAGGUUUGGUAAAUGACGCCAGUUAGUGAUUUUAGGACUACCUCUGUGGCAGAACUUCUGCUUGAUGAGAAGAUUUUUAUUCAAAACCGAUGAUGCCGAGUUAGUAGAGAAGCUGAAGAUCCAGAUGUGUGUUUUAUAACACGUUGAUUUAUCUCAGAUGACUGAACAUUGCAUGUUUUAUGAAAAAGUGGGAUGGAUGUGGGCUGUAUUUUCAAAGAGCAGCAUCCUCUUCUGUUAGUUUAUAAACGUCCAGGAUAUCUGGCUUCACUUGUCUAGGUUGAAAUAAUGAAAUACCUGAUAUGCUGCGAGUAGCUUUUGAUAAUACAACCUUUAUGUUUAAUGCCCUGCAGAAGUGGACUGCUUGUCAAUAAGUUGUUGUUUAUGUGGAGCUUUUUGUUUAGUUUUUCCUAAAACAUUUUGUACGAACGAAAGAAAGCGGUGUGUUUUCCCAAAAUAAGAUAAAGACAAUAAAUAUACACAUGUAUGGGUAAAUAUGUCCACACCUUUGACAGGUACUGUAUGUAUAUGGAAAGAAGACAGUCAAAACUUUAUAACAGCAUCUGAAACUUUUUUCAUGAAAUUCAAAUGUUUGAUUCCAGGUACUAUGUCUGUUGCCUAGCGCUUUUUCUGUAAUGGAAAAUCUGUCUCAUUGUACAGUUCCUAUGAACUUUCUUCACACUUUUGUCUUAUAGACUUAAUUUGUAAUUGAUAAAAAAAAAUUGCCAUCAAUCGGCACGCAAUUCCCCAUAAUGAUGAGGUAAAAAUGUGUUUUGAGAAAUGCCAACUAAUUGAAAAUAAAAAAGCUCUCAUGUACAUCAGUUUUCAGACCCUUAAUUAAAUAGUUUGGAGAUCAGCACCUUUGGCAGCAAUUACAUCUUUGAGUCUAACUGGAUUUGCCUCUGCCAGCUCUUGCACAUUUGGGAAGUUUCUCCCCUUCCUCCUUGCAGAUCUUCUCAUGCUGUAUGAUUGGACGCAAGGCGCCGGUGAACUGUGAUAUUCAGGCCUCCCCUCACAUGUUCAGGCAGGUUCAAGUCUGGGCUUUAGCUGGGCCACUCAAGGACAUUCACAAAAAAUUUCUUUCAUCAGACAAGAUAUUUUUCCUCAUUCAGAGUCUUUCAGGUGGUAAGCCAUAUACCUUUUACUGAGGAGCAGCUUCCGUCUUGCCACUACAACAAAAUCCUGAUUGAUGGAGAGCUGCAGAGAUGGUUGUCCUUGCGGCAGGUUCCACCAUCUCCAUAGAGAAACUCUUCAGUGACCAUUGGGUUCCAGGUCACCUACCUGUCCGAUGCCCUUCUGGCUCAGUCACUUAGUUUGGCUGGAUGGCCUGCGCAAAGAAACGUUUUGGUGGCUCCUUCUUCCUAAUUCCAUUUUACAAUGACAGAGCACACUGUACGUUCAACUUAAAAAAAUAAUUAUAACCUUCCC